AAUUAAAAUCCCCACUCCUUCCUCUUACAUCGCCCAACUUCGCUCUCUCUCAAUCCCCUAGGGUUUCUUUCAACAAUGGCAGACGAAUCUACAUACUCGACAGCCACAGACACCACACCACCAUCGUCCAAUAAACGCAAAUUCGAUGACCAAUCAGCACCGCCUCCCUCAACUCGGAGGCAAACAGGAUUCUCAUCUCCGAUUUCCGAUCCCGCUCCACCACCAUCUUACAACAGCGUGCCGCCCCCUGUUGACGAGAUCCAGAUGGCCAAACAGAAAGCUCAGGAGAUCGCCGCUCGUAUAAUGAGUGGUGCCGGUGCUGAUAUUAAGCGACCUAGGGCUGAAAACGGUGCGAGUGGGUUUGACUCUGUUGAGAGUAAUAAGGGAUUUAGCUCUGCUCCUCCAGAUAUGAAGUCUACCAUAUCAAACUCAGCCCCUUCGUCAAUUCCGGCUUCAUAUGGCUCAUACCCGGGUGGUUCUGGUUUGAGUAAAAAAAUUGAUGUUCCACAAGGCAGGGUUGGUGUUAUCAUUGGAAAAGGUGGAGAGACUAUCAAAUAUCUUCAGCUUCAGUCUGGAGCAAAAAUUCAGGUCACUCGAGACAUGGAUGCUGAUCCCAACUCCCCAUAUAGGAUUGUUGAGCUUAUGGGUACACCUGAACAAAUUGCCAAGGCAGAACAGUUGAUUAAUGAUGUCCUUGCAGAGGCUGAUGCAGGGGGUUCUGGUACAAUUUCCCGAAGGUAUGCAGGACAAGGUGGUUCUGAACAUUUUUCAAUGAAGAUUCCCAAUAACAAGGUUGGUCUGGUCAUUGGCAAAGGUGGUGAUUCUAUUAAGAACAUGCAAGCUAGGUCUGGAGCCCGUAUUCAGGUUAUACCUUUGCAUCUGCCCCCAGGUGAUACAUCUACAGAAAGGACAGUUCACAUAGAGGGGACAAGUGAACAAGUUGAGGCUGCAAAACAGUUGGUUAAUGAAGUCACCAGUGAGAAUCGAAUGAGGAAUCCAAACAUGGGUGGAGGUUAUCCUCAGCAAGGAUAUCAAGCACGACCACCUACAAGUUGGGGUCCAUCGUCUGGUCCACCAAUGCAACAAGCUGGUUAUGGCUACAUGCAGGCUGGAGCAUACCCUGGUGCAUCAGCACAGUAUAAUACGUCUCAGCCAGCUUAUCCAGGCUAUCCUCCACAACAACCAUCUGGUGGAUACCCCCCUAACUGGGACCAGUCAUCUGUCUCGGCAAAUCAGCAAAAUCAGGGUUAUGAUUACUAUAGUCAGCCACCUACAUCCCAGCAGCAAACUUCUGGUGGUGCUGCAGCUCCAGCAGAUGGCACUGGUUAUAAUUACAGUCAGGCACCAGCUUCUGGCUAUAACCAACAAGGGCAGGGUUAUAGCCAAGAUGGCUAUGGUGGGUAUCAGCAGCCUGGGUAUGGUCAGCCACCACCUUACGAUCAACAGCAAGGUUAUACUUCUGCUCCUAGCUACAGCAAUGUGGCCAACCCAGCUCAAGAAGGACAUGCUCCUUCAUAUGGAGCUCAAGGAGAUUCAGCUCAAGGGUCAUCUCAGCCAUCUGCAAUGGGGCAGCAAGGUUAUUCUACUGGCCAGCAGCCUAGCCCAAACCCAGCAAGUUAUCCACCUCAGGGAGCUGCUCAGCCUGGUUAUGGGUUGCCCCCAUCUUCCCAAUCUGGCUAUGGGAGUCAACCAGCUGCACAAUAUGGGAGCUAUGGAGCACCUCAAUCACAGAAACCUCCAGCCAAUCCACCUGUUUAUGGGCAGAGCCAACAGUCACCCACCACCCCUGGAAGCUAUGGCCAGCCUACUGGACAGCCAGGAUAUCCACACUCCCAGCCACUUCCAUCUGGCUAUGCGCAACCAGAUUCAGGUUCCCAGAGUGCUCCACCAUCGAGUUAUGGUGCCGCAGGUGCUCAGCCAGGGUAUGCUCCUCCCUAUGGUGUCCCACCAGCUGGCCAACCAGGUUAUGGACAGGGGCCUCCCCCCUACAGCGGCACCUCUUAUGGUAGUGGUUACUCUCAGCCUGCUGCAUAUUCUGCUGACAGCAACGCAACUAACAAUGGUCGUGGGACAUAUGAAUCAGCACCAGCAUCACAGACCGCCCAACAGAGUGGAGUUGCUAAAGCAUCACCUCAAAGUUGAGUUAUGUUGGAGGAUCCCAUAUUGGGUGUCAAAUGGGGUUCAUGUGAUAGUGCUUUAGGUGUAGACAGGUUUUUGUAGUGCAUUAAGAUGAUGUGUUUUUCUUUAUUCUCUCGCUGUGUACUUAGCAUGUGUCAUGGAUUGCUGACUCCAGUUAUGCGAGCAAAGCUGACUGAAACUUACCGGUAGUUAUUUCCGUAAAAGUUCGAAGCAACGUUUGUCUUGUUUGUUA
Messenger RNA from Populus trichocarpa (black cottonwood), 2371 nucleotides. RefSeq lists its product as uncharacterized. NCBI's taxonomy places the organism in Eukaryota, Viridiplantae, Streptophyta, Magnoliopsida, Malpighiales, Salicaceae. The record is from RefSeq and is a predicted model, not a curated record. Gene Ontology annotation, molecular function: mRNA binding. Gene Ontology annotation, biological process: regulation of gene expression. Bases 76 to 2142 code for a protein of 688 amino acids. Gene Ontology annotation, cellular component: cytoplasm. The transcript has 6 exons.